CAUAAACUUUUUGGAAUUGUUUUCAUUCUUACAAAUUUUACAUCGAUAAAUAUGAUAAAAAGUAUUAUUUACCCAUUUAUUUUAAUUUACUUUACAUUGUAAACAAAUCAUUAACAUGAGCAACAUAGGUAAAGAAAACAAAAGUGUCGAAACUGUUGGUACCAGCUGCAAUAGCACUCUUGAAAUGGACGAAAAAGAAAGAAAAGUUAAUGAAACUUUGAAAAAUCGUUUGCGAAAGUAUAUAAAAAAAUUAGAUGAAAAUAAUACAGCUACUACUAAAGAAGAGAGUGAAAAAGUUGAAUUGGAAACUUUUAAAAAACUUUACAAACCUAAAUUAGAAGGAGAUCCAGAAUCUUACAAGAAAAUACCAAAGUUUUAUUUCAAACUACCGAGACAUGAUGAUACAUUGGCACAAAAACUAAGAGAAGAAACAAGAGCACAAUUUCUACAGAAAAAAAGCAAGGAACUGCUUGAUAAUAGUGAGCUUAAGCACUUAUGGAGCCUCCUCGAAAAAUCUAAUGGGAGUUUUAGCAUGGCCAAUAGUGAUGAGCUAACAGUUGAUUAUAUUCAGUUUAAAAAGAUAAGAGAUGAAGCUGGUCCCAAAUACAAACCUUAUUUUACCGCGGAAGUGUUUGGUCGUUUACAAGCAUCCGAGGGAGGUAUCGGGCGUGUGAGGGGUGUGUCCCUGUUCAACUAUGUCAUGAGGAGAGUCUGGCUGCAGCAGACGAGGAUUGGACUCUCUUUAUAUGAUGUCACCGGGCAGGGCUAUCUUACUGAGCAUGAUUUGGAAAGUUAUAUUGCAGAGUUGGUUCCAUCACUUGCAGCCUUGGAUGGUUUGGAUUCCUCAUUUACAUCAUUUUAUGUCUGCACUGCAGCUCGGAAGUUUUUAUUUUUCCUUGAUCCACUUCGUGUAGGAAGAGUGAGGAUAAGAGAUGUUCUGUCCUGCUCUUUCCUGGAUGAUUUGUUGGAGCUGCGUGAAGAAGACUUGCCGAUGGACUUGCAGGAACAGAAUUGGUUUAGUGCUGCGUCUGCGCUCAGAGUCUAUGGACAGUAUCUCAAUCUAGACAGAGAUCACAAUGGAAUGCUAAGCAUAAACGAGCUAGCUGGCUAUGGAUCAGGUACACUGACGCGUGCAUUCCUGCAGCGCGUGUUCCAACAGUGUCUAACGUAUGACGGGGAGAUGGACUACAAGACCUAUCUGGAUCUAGUUCUCGCUCUUGAGAACCGUCGCCAGCCGGCUGCCCUCGCUUAUCUGUUUAGAGUUCUAGACAUCAACUCUCAGGGAUACUUAGACGCGUUUACUCUCAAUUACUUCUUUAAGUUUGCAUUAUUCGCAGGCCAUCCAGGAGCUGAUGGUGGCUCAUGGUGCCGAGCCAGUCAGCUUCGAGGACGUGAAGGACGAGAUCUUCGACAUGAUCAAACCGGAGCACCCCGCGCGGAUCACCCUGCAGGACUUGGUGCGCUCCGGCCGCGGCCACACCGCCGUGUCUAUGCUGUUGGAGCUCCAUGGCUUCUUUGCGUACGAGAACAGAGAGGUGUUCGCGGCUGCGGGUGACCACGGACCCUGACACGUACCUGAUGGCAAGUGACUAGCUCGAUGUUGGAGGCCUUUGAAAGACCCAAGCAAAAAAAGUCAAAGCGUACAUGGGAUGUGGAAGCUAAUAGAUCUGAAAGUAAACUUGUAUCAGGCAUUUUAGACCCGCGUCCAGGGCAAAGCAUUGACAAAUGAUUGAUCUGAUGAAAUUGGUGAUAAACUUCCGGGAUAAUUAAAAAAACUUCAAUUGAACAUUAGUAAAUAAGCAUUUAUUUUAUAGUAACAGAUAAAUAUGUAUUUUGAUAAUAUCAUAAUCAAU
Molecule: messenger RNA, 1853 nt
Organism: Aricia agestis (brown argus)
Lineage: Eukaryota; Metazoa; Arthropoda; Insecta; Lepidoptera; Lycaenidae
Product: serine/threonine-protein phosphatase 2A regulatory subunit B'' subunit gamma-like
Exons: 7
Coding region: 116-1555 (479 amino acids)
Biological process (GO): B cell homeostasis; positive regulation of B cell differentiation; cortical cytoskeleton organization
Cellular component (GO): centrosome; spindle
Source: RefSeq, a predicted model, not a curated record